This is a messenger RNA of Cucurbitaria berberidis CBS 394.84, 3786 nucleotides long. Its product is annotated as ARM repeat-containing protein. Bases 357 to 3566 code for a protein of 1069 amino acids. NCBI's taxonomy places the organism in Eukaryota, Fungi, Ascomycota, Dothideomycetes, Pleosporales, Cucurbitariaceae. Gene Ontology annotation, cellular component: GID complex. Gene Ontology annotation, biological process: proteasome-mediated ubiquitin-dependent protein catabolic process. Gene Ontology annotation, molecular function: protein binding. The transcript is spliced from 3 exons. The record is from RefSeq and is a predicted model, not a curated record.
CAAACUGCCGUGCAGCUUUGACACCGAGUUAUUGCAACCACUUCUUGUCAUUUAACACUAGGAGCUGAAGGUCACGUUCAACCUCUUCAAAGCCAGCCCUAGAGGGGCCUCGUUGCCUAAACGCCAUCGAACCAGUAAUACUCGACUCGUUUCUCCGGACAUCUCCCCGCAAACUAACACUAUCUCACCCAAACGAUUUGAGGCUACGGUUUGCCGGUGAACCUUUAGUCGUAAAAGCAAGUGUGUACACUCUGCGCUGGACCCCCUUUUCAUGCGAUUGCACAAACCCGUAGUUGGCGCCGGCCCGUUGUAGCACGUAGACAUCACCAAUCACCCGCUUCCUCCACGCCUGCGCCAUGGGCCGGUCAACGAUUCCUCUCGCGCUCAACGAGUUGUCCAACCCCAGCACACCCGAAGCACAAGUCGCCGCGCUACAGAACCUGAAGAAUGAAAUCGUUGGACACGAACAGAGGAAGGAGCUGGCCGUUACACAUGGCGUCGUGAAACCUCUCGCGGGCCUGUUACGGGCGGAGGCGAGGAAAGGUGGGAAGAGGAGAAGAAAUGUCACAAACGGGCAUGGCUCGGGACUCUUCAGUGAGACGAGGAGAAAUCUUGUAGAGUGGACCACAGAGGAUGAGCUGAGGUUUCAGGCCACGCUUGUCGCAGGCAGUCUUGCCAACGGUGGACCAGCGUUUAUUGCUCCGUUGCUCGCAGGCGACAUACUUCCUCCUUUACUAGAGGCGCUGCGCCCAAGUGAGACGCCUUCGAAACUAGUAACCACGACCCUCAAGUCGCUCAACCAGAUCGUCGACGCCGUUGCGCAGGAGAAACCUUGGGUCGAUAUGUCGGAUACAUCGUCGAGAUCAUCACUAGCCUUCGCGGUUAACGAGCAAAUAUACACAAAGCAAGUUAUCGAGAGUCUCGCGGAGAUCCUGGCGCAGGUCGCAGGUACAACGAGAGUCAAUCAGCAAAUAGAGUCGACGGUACGGCUCAUCAUGAAAACUUGUCGAGAGGAUUGUCAGAAGAAGUUGCUGGUCGACGCCGGCAUACUCGAUUUGUUGGCAGAGAAGCUUGCUGCUGUUGCUGCAACCGACGAUUCUCUUCCGGACACGAAGCAGUCGACCCACGAUAAGCUUCCUAGUGCGUGUAUGCCUGAUAUACUAGAGGCUAUUUCGGCCAUCAUUAAGGACUCACACUUCUAUACCGCACGAUUUCUCUACUCGCAGCCAAUACAACAGCUUUUUGGGUGGCCGAAAGAGCGUUCGGCAGCAUACGACGGUCAUAGCUCUUCUUCGCAAUCCAAUACGUGGGACAAAUUGAUACCGCGGGUACAGACAAUGGCGAGCAAAUCGGAUCCGUAUACCAAGUCAUGGCCGGCUCUGGGUGCAUACAACCCCGCGGUUGGCGAGAGCAAUACUCGAUUGCCUAGCAUGGAGUCAUUACAGCAGACCUCGAGCCGAAGUGUCAUCACGGACGAGUCGGAAUCCCCUUUAUUCAUAUGGCUCAUGUACGUGGCGAGGCGGGGCGAGGGCAGAGAACGCUUAGCAGCCUGCUGGCUACUAGCACUAUUGAAGAAGUUUGGCGAGCGAUGGCCGCUGAACGACCCCUCAAAGACAACGCGAGAAAGGCACUUCUCAUAUCUCAUCGUCCCACUUGUCGUCAAGAUGAUUGAGGAUUCAAGCCCAACUUCAGAACAAGCGAAGAGAGCGAACAAUCUAAGUCCUACAGCAAGAGACGAGAUGCGCUUUGUAUUGGAGCGGUCACCGCUUGUUCUUGCGGAGCUCAUCGGCGGUAACAAGCCACUUCAAUCUGCGGCUGUCGACGCUCGAAUCCUCCCGACGCUUGUCCAGAUUCUUAAAAAGUCGUUUGAUAUACCCGCGACAUCUUCGAAACCGCUUUGGCAACCGAGGUCAUCACAUGAAGUCAAGGAUACGACGAUUGAUCCUGCCUCAUCGACGCUGGGCAGACCUGGGCUCAGCGCAGACGUCCUGCAUGCGUUCAAAUAUCGAGAGAGCGUUCUACUGGCGCUAGCAGCGAUAGCGGGUGAUCAGGAUGGAUACAGGAAGCUUGUCAUCGAAAUGGGUGCUGCAACGCAAAUCAUCGAAGCGCUGGUCCCUUAUACUGAGAGCAAUGAGCCAGGCGCACCAUCGACAAUAAAGGAUGGAAAUCCUGACACGGUACUUAUCGCUGCCUGCAAGGUCACGCGCUCACUAUCGAGAUCGGUCAGUGUGCUCAGGACAAGUCUUAUCGAUCAUGGCGUGGCCCAGCCGGUCUUCGACCUCCUGACGCAUCCAAGCGUCAAGGUGCAAAUUGCGGCUACAGAGGUGAUCACCAAUCUAGUGCUGGAAGUUUCACCUAUGCGAACUGAAAUCCUCGAAUCUGGAGUUCUCAAAACGCUUUGCGAACAAUGCCGGUCAGCCAACUUUGACCUCCGUUUUGGGAGCCUCUGGGCUUUGAAGCACCUAUGUCUUGGCUUACCACAGAUGAUGAAAAUGCAAUGUCUAGAAGAGCUGGGUGUAGGUUGGCUUGUGCAAGUGCUGAACGGUGAGCCGAGUAAACCUACCAUGGCUACUCCAAAUGCAGCAGGCGAGCAAGUCGACAUUCUGAAUGCGGUUGAUGAGCCUCACAUGGAUGUCGAUGACGAACUUUCGUCCGAAGAAGAUGAAGACGCCAUGACCGAAAGCAUACCUUCGUUGCGCCGGCAUCAGCGCCCAGGAUCUAGAUACACCAGCGCCACGAAUAUCCGAGAUCGUCUACAGCAAAUCAAAAACGAUGAGCAGGACACGAGACUCAACGGCGAACGCGAUGACAUACGCAUCCAAGAGCAGGCUCUGGACUUUAUCCGAAAUUUUGUAUCAGAAGACAAGGCCUCGGGCGAGAUGAUUGACCAUUUGCUCAAAACCUUCGGGCAUAGCCGUUUCUUCGAAAUUCUAGACGCGAAAGUCCGUCCUAAGAACAUAUCCUCGUCAACAUCAACGGCACAAACCCAGCCCAGUCCUGGUACAACAAGCUUCUGGCCGAACUCCAACCAACGACUAUCCUUCCCCUCCUCCACACCAACCCCAAGCCAACAACCGAAUUGGUCCCUUUACCCCGCCACCGAACUCAUCUUGGCCACAGUCUUCAUCCUUGUGCACCUCGCCAACGGCCGUCCCGCUCACCGCUCUCUCCUCAUCUCCCAAACCGCACUCAUGCAACAUGUCCUUCCACUCUUCGUGCACCCGCGCCGCGAAAUUCGAGUAGCGUGCGCCUGGGUGAUCCACAACCUUGUGUGGGUAGAAGAUCAUACAGAUGAACCUGCUACCCGCGAAAGGAUACAGACUCUGAGGCAACUGGGUUAUGAAGACGGUGCGAAACUACUGGGACGCGAUAUGGAUUUGGAUAUCAGGGAGAGGGCGAAGACGUCAAUUGAACAGUUUGCAAAGUUUGGCGGUGACCAAGGAAGAGGCGGUUAUGGCAAUCCAGCACAAGGCUUCGGGGGUGCAGAAAGCGGUAUGGGCGGCCUAGCGGGCAUGGGCGGGAGGUUUGGUGGAUUGCAUGGGGGGUGGAGACAAGAGAGGGGUUGAGCACCACGUUUCAAUGUAUGGAUGCAUGGCGAAAGCCGAUGCACGGUUCCUCAUUUCUUUGGUAUGUAUGAUGUACAGUAGAAGGUUACGAAUUUAUAACAUCUUUACGAUAUGAGGGGGAAGUCACACUAUCUUUUUGGUUUGGUAUGAAGAAUGUACUGUUAGAUGGAAGUUUGUAGUUUACUUCCAUAAAUUCUACAAGUAUCUCACAAAACUUGGC